GGUGACAAUCAAUUAUUGAAAACAUUUUAACUUUGGUGUUGUAUGAGUUGAGAAUCAGAACUACAUAAUUGCAGGUCAAAGUCAGCAUGGAGGAUGGGACAUUUGUGGCAUUUUGCCACUUCCUGUCAGACCUUUUCUCUUCCAUCAGCAACUUCAGCCUGCAGCUUCAGAAAAACGAUGUAAUCCUACCUCAGGCUGUUAGUGGCAUCGAAUCUCUCUUGGCUACCAUAGAAGCUAUGGCAGCUAGCCCCAAACCUGAUGGUAAGCUGUCUGAGUUCCUUGCAGCCAUGAAGAAGCAGCGCCAACAGAGAGGAGGAGAACCUGGGGUUGGGACGUUCAAGUAUCAGGAAGUCACGCUUUCUAAAGGUGAAGCUGCAAAGCUGGCAGAAGGUCAACCAAUCAGCCAGUGUGCUCCCAGACUGCCAGGAGCCAUUGUGCUGACCUGUGAGUCCACAGUGAAACACCUGAAGAAUAGAUUUAGCAGCCUACUUGAAGAGAACACAAAGGAUACACCAACAGCCAAGGCAGUGAAGUGUUUCAAUGUUUUCAGCCAUGACUCUUGGCCAGAUAAUAGGCUGGAGCUCCUGAACCAUGGUGUGGAAGAGGUGAACUUUCUCCUACAACACUUCUCCACUGUCCUGGACAGGAAUGGCUGCAAUAAAGAAAAGGCCAAAGAGGAGUUCCAAUUCAUGAAAAUGACGAUAAACACGUCAUUCAAGGACAAAAGCUAUCUUGGACUGUGGCAAGUCAUGACGACAAAAGAGCCCUACUGCUCAGACUUUGCGGUAGGCUCUGUUAUCUGUAGUAUCAAAAAUUACAUGAUCAUUGACACUGUUGACUUGGUGAUUUGGAAAGUUGGUUUGAUCACCAUACUUCGUCUUUUGCAGAAUAUCCUACACCUGGUCAAAAUCAUGCUGGUGCUCCCAAUCUCUUCAGCAGUCUGUGAAAGAGGCUUCUCGUCAGUAAACAGAAUCAAGUCAGAUGUUAGAUCAAGCCUGCAUACUGAAACUGUUGAGGACCUAAUCCGUAUUAGUGUUGAGGGGCCACAACUGGAGGACUAUGAUGCCAGGCAGGAUGUUAAGCAGUGGUUCUCCCAGGGUAAGAGGAGCAGGAGGCCUAACUAUAUGAGCUGGCCCCUAGAAUGAGAUGAAUUGCAGGGAAGAAAUUAAUGCUGCUUAGUUCAAGUUCAGUUUGAAUUAAUGAGCUUUAAGUUUAUAAGUUAUUUAUUAGUUUUUAAGUUACCAGUAAGUUCAAUGUUCGGAAUGUUAUGUUCAAUAUAUGUUUAAUACAAUGUAACAGUAUUUUUGUACUGCGGCUCAUGCAGAGAAACUUGAAUUCAGAUUAAAAUAUUUUGCAAACAUCAAGUUUGGGUCAUUGUCAAUCUUUAACUUUCAUCAACGUAACACAUUAAUAACACGCUAUACAAAGAAAAAUAUGGUGCUACCUAAUUUGUUUUGGUGCUACUAAAUGAAAAGCUAGGUGGCACCAGUGCUAACUGUGAAAAAGUUAGUCUGGAGCCCUGCCUACGUCUACGAUUUUGCUGCCCUAUAUGUAAUAAAAGAGCAGCCAUCUCGCUAAUUUGUAACCGUAAAUGAUAGUUAUGACAGUUGUGAGAGCUGAUGGGUCAUCCUAAAGUUAGGACCGUUUUUGGGGAUUUUGGUGAUUUAGGAUAUUUCUGUAAUACACAUUACCUAUC
Molecule: messenger RNA, 1696 nt
Organism: Gadus macrocephalus (Pacific cod)
Lineage: Eukaryota; Metazoa; Chordata; Actinopteri; Gadiformes; Gadidae
Product: zinc finger protein 862-like
Exons: 5
Coding region: 87-1145 (352 amino acids)
Molecular function (GO): protein dimerization activity
Source: RefSeq, a predicted model, not a curated record